AAUUGGGUUAAUAGGAGGUGGUGGCAUGUCUUACGGUAUUGUGGACAGAUUGAUUCAGGUUACCAAAUAAGAUAAAUACACAGAAUGGAGGACCCUAACAAGCCGUUCCUGGUCACAUCCUCUCUGAACUUCAAAGUCACCACGCCAUCCUUCUACAACCAGCCAAAGAAGUUUGCCCCUGUGGCACCACCACGGCCCAAAAGUCAGACACCUCCCUCGGCUCCUUCACCGACACCAGUAGGCACGGGUGUGAUUGGUCGAGUGGGAGAUUUGCCUCCGCCGCCCUCUUCACUCAGUGAUGCCUUCCCCCCCCCUCCCCCUCCACUGGAUGAUGAUUUGCCAGCCCCUCCCCCUGAAUGCCAUCCCACAACCUCUGACGUCCCCCCUCCCACCUUCCCCGCUCCACCUCCAGAGUCUUAA
Messenger RNA from Monopterus albus (swamp eel), 420 nucleotides. Its product is annotated as zyxin-like. The transcript has 3 exons. NCBI's taxonomy places the organism in Eukaryota, Metazoa, Chordata, Actinopteri, Synbranchiformes, Synbranchidae. Gene Ontology annotation, biological process: integrin-mediated signaling pathway; transforming growth factor beta receptor signaling pathway. Bases 85 to 420 code for a protein of 111 amino acids. The record is from RefSeq and is a predicted model, not a curated record. Gene Ontology annotation, cellular component: stress fiber; focal adhesion; cytoplasm.